AUGACGCUCACCGCGGAUCCCAUGGAGCUGGACGAACAGGAGAGGCAAUUUUGGGCCCAGGCUGGUCCGGUCAAACGGGAACAGGAACCGAGAAGAGAUAUGCUGCAACAAGCCGAGCAAUCCAAGAGGCAGCGUCUGGCACCGCAGGACCGGAACAAGGGCAAGGGCAAGGGUACCAAGGGCAAAGGCAAGGGAAAGCAGGGCCUACCAAGUCCACCCAGUGCACACCCGACCAUGGGUUACACAAAUGGUUUCGGAAGCCAUCCACCCAAUCCAUGGACACAGACACAGGACCUGCAGCCACUGGGAAGUCAGGAUCCAGAAUGGAUGGAGUACAGGAUGAAUCGACUAUCUCAGCUGGUCCUUCGUCAGGAGCAAAUCAUCUCAGCCAUCCGUCAGGAUCUGGUCCUCUACCUCUUUGUACGAUCAGGACCAGAAGGGAUGGUGCCAGUUCUAUGCGAAGCAGCGGAGAAGUGGAGGAAGAUGAAAGAGGAAGAACCCGAGAAGAUCACUUACUCCCUCAAACUCAUGCUAUUCAAGCAACUGCUCAUCACCCUGCAUCAGAGGUUGACCAACAUGAUCGCGGACGAGGAUGCUCUCGCCAAAGCCAAGAACCUGAACUGGAUCGACGAUCAGAAACAUUGGAAACAUCUCACAUGGAAUCCUUCCAAACAAUGUCUGGAAGUCGACAACUCAGUGAGGCCAAUACCGGCGGAGGAUCUGUUGGCCCAACUGGUUCAGAUGAGGAAGGCUGUUACGGAGGAGACCCUGGUGAGGUUCAAGUCCAUGCGGAAGCUCACCACGGAGGUGACCUCCGACUGGAUCCAAUUCCAGAUCUGCUUGUCACUUCGCCCAGAGGGAGGAGCCAUGUGGAGUACGCUGAACCAGUGGAUCGGUCAAGCAUCGUGGCACACACUGGGAUGCAGGCUCCGUCGCGAUCGACCGAACUACGACACCCUGGUCCAGGAAGCCGUCCUUCGAUUGGUCUUCCACAAUCCAUCGAAUUUGUGCUACCUACACUCUACCAUCUAUGCCCUUCUGUGGGCCGUCCUUCAGGCUAGGCUACACGAUGCCUACAUCUCGCCUCCACCGCAGGCUCUUACCAUGUUGUGUCCACCAAUCACUGAUUCGCCCAAUUGUCCCAUUCAGGUGCUCCAUUCGGUACCGUGGCUUAUGCUGCUGCAAGCUUGGCCUUCUGUACACCGUCAGCAUGAUGCAGCUGAGUUGAUACAAUACCUCUUACCCAGGUUUUCGCAUAGUGGGUUCAAUGGUGGCUGGGAGGCCAGAAACUUUGCACCUGGAGGUAUUGUCACUCUUGAUACGGGGCCUACCCAAGCUCCAAUUACGAUUGUGCUACCGGCAGGUCCAAGCUUGGAGCUUCAGGCAGCCAUUGAUGGGUGGAGUGCUCAGGUCACAGCCCGUUAUGCACUGCUGACCCCGUCUCCCAUGCUCUGCAUACAACUUCAGCGCUUCACGAAUGCCGAGGGAGUCAUGCGCAGGGACACCAGACCACUGGCUGUGCACACUAUGCAAGUUCGCUAUGUUCACUACCAGGUCGUCGCUGUACAGCUUCACUACGGGGCCACUCCUGAUAUGGGGCAUUACAGAACUAUCCUACGAGGUAGCUAUGCGGAUAUCCUGCGAGAUCAGCUGGCAUCCUUGCACGCCACACUCCUCGAGCAGCACGACGCAAAGAUUCAGCAGCUGAAGACCAGCAACUCAAGCCUGAGGCGGCAGCUGGAGGCAGCAAAGAAUGAAGGGACCAAGUCGAAUUCACCGAAGGACGAGGCGCCUCAAGAUUUCAUGUCGCCGAUUUCGCCUGUCCUUUCCGAAAUGAACGUUUGGUUCCCGUUCGAGGUCUCGACAACUCCGAUGGAUUCAGAUCAUGCUGAGCCGAUGGAUCGUUGGGAGAUCUUCACACAGAAGCUGAUGGAUAAAUAUGAAGAGGCUGGUCACAUCAACAGCUCCAAGAACGUUGAGUGGGGACAGAGUUUUGCCGUCGCAUCUGGCCAGCUGACGAUGAAGGAUUCGGAGGAGCUUCACAUGCGGCAGGUGUGGUGUGCUUCGGUGCUUGACAAUCCUAAGCUCUUCUUCCGCAGGAAGCCACGUGUGUCUCACGCGAAUGUGAGCUCCUCCUUUCGCGUGAACGAUGCAUUCAUGGACGAAAGAUCUUGUCUGCAGCGCUUCGUCGUCGGGCCACAGAGCAAAUGGCAACUGACGUGGUCAAUGUGCUCUUCCCUUCUGAUUCUGUGGGAUCUGAUUACCAUCCCGCUGGAGAUGUUUUCGAUCCCGUCGUUCACUUCCUUUCUGGACACCAUUGGACUGCUAUCGUUUACUUUCUGGCUUCUGGACAUCCCUCUGCAUUUCAUCUUUGGAGUGCAGCUGGAAGGAAUGGUUGAGCUGCGUCCGCGCGUGCUGGCCCGGAUGUACCUUCGCUCCUGGUUUGCCGCCGACGUCGCAAUCGUGUCCCUCGAUGCUGUCCUCAUCACCAUGGAGGCGAUCCAUGUCGCCGAUGUGGGAGGCGCUGUGUUCCGUUCCGCCAGAUACCUGCGGACCCUGAGACUCCUGCGGCUUAUCCGACUUCUGCGUGUGGCGAAGCUUCAGCGUGAGCUCACCCUGCUUGCCAACCGCUUCCUGUCCACUCACGCGUUCAUGGUCAUCAAGGUGAUUUCAUACCUCAUGAUGAUGCUUGCCAUCAACCACAUCAUCGCUUGCUGCUGGUAUGGCCUGGGUUCAUGGAGUGCAAUAGAGUUCGGACCUACGAAGAGCUGGAUCGAGAAUCCGGAGCUGAAUCAGGAGGAUUUCGCAGAGAUGUAUUUUGCCUCGCUGCACUGGGCACUGACCCAGUUCACGCCAGCCACGAACAACAUCGCGCCCCUCAAUGUUUUCGAGAGGUUCUUCGCCGUUGUGGUCAUUCUCCUGGCCAUGGGCGUGUUCUCGUCCUUCGUUGGAUCCAUAAGCAACACUGUCAACAACAUCCGUGCAGCGCGAGUGGAGCAGCAGCGGAAGUCCAACAAGAUGCUCCAGUUCUUCAUUGAAAGGAAUCUUUCCGUGGACCUCUAUGGUAAGAUCCACGAGGUGUUGCGGACAGAGGGCGAGACUGAAGUGCGCUUGCAGGAGAAGGAAGUGAACCUCUUGCAACGCAUUCCUGAGCGGCUGAAGCUGCAGCUUCACGAGGAGAUGUACAUGCAGAGUCUUGUGAGCAUGAGCAUCUGGCCGACGUGGAGCCACACGGAGGAUUAUUUCUUCUUUCGGAACAUAUGCCACAAUGCGCUUGUGGAGCACGUCUGCGUAUCCGGAGAGGAUGCGUUCAUGCCGACCACGCAAUGUGAUGAAGUCUACGUCCUCCAGUUUGGCUGCAUGGCCUAUCUCACAGGGAGACGAGAGGACGUUUUGGCAUCAAGGGGGGAGGUUUUCUGUCUGCCAGCUAUUUGGACGGAGUGGUACCACCACGGUCGGCUGACGGCGCAGAAGGGAGCUUGCUACUAUUUGGGCAUCAACUGCUCGGAGUUCGGCAAGAUCGCCAUCUCGGUGGGCGGUCCGCUGUACCGGCACUUGCAGAUCUUCGGCAUCCUGCUCAUUGGCCAAGUGGAGGACCGUGUGGAGCAAGGAUUGCCAGUAACUGACUGCCUGCUCGAGGGAGACCAACUCCAGGACCUGGUUGCGCGAGCGCAGAGAUUUGCGUCCCUCGUGGGCGCAGACGGUGCCCCCCAGAGCCUAUCGACGCUGCGGCCCAGCGAGGUGGAUACGGCUCCUUCACGAAGGGCCUCUACCGGCGAUGGUGGGCCAGUUGUUCAGCACAAUUCAGACACCUUCAAAGUCUGA
Messenger RNA from Symbiodinium sp. CCMP2592, 3825 nucleotides. The record is from the annotation of a GenBank genome assembly. Lineage: Eukaryota; Dinophyceae; Suessiales; Symbiodiniaceae.